AUGCCUAGAGAACGACGUGCGAACAUCGGCCGCCGCACAAGACAUGCAAGCCAGCAACAAGUCUAUUCAAGGAACUUAAGAGAAGAAAGACAAAAUAUAAUAAGAGAAAAAGACCGAUUGAGACAUCGCGUGAGCACACGAAGAUCAUUGGCAUCAUACAAUCGCUUGGCAUUCCAAUAUGAUCCCACUGCGAACUACAGUGAUGAUGAAAAUUUGGAUAUUGGACGAAUGACGACUAUAUGCCGAUAUUGCAAUGCGUUAAAGUUCAAAAGAGAAACGGUUGGAUUGUGCUGCGCAAGUGGAAAAGUCAAACUGGAUCCAUUACUUACACCACCACAGCCACUGAAAACAUUGUUUGAUGGAAGUGAUCCCGAUUCCAGCCAUUUUCUUCAACACAUCCUUGAAUACAAUAACUGCUUUCGCAUGACUUCCUUUGGAGCUAAUAUCAUUCGAGAAGGCGGCUUCAUGCCGACUUGCAAGAGACGAAUUAUUGAACAGUUGCAAGCAUUUUUUCACGCUAAUAAUGCUGUGGUUAAUAUGUUCAAAACAGCAUUGGAACGAAUGCCAUCGGAUACGCACAAAUUUGUCAUAAGAGCGGAUUGUACUCCAACAGGUGAACAUGUGCGAAGAUUCAAUGCACCCACCGUUAAUGAUGUUGCUGCAAUUAUUGUUGGCGAUCCAACUAAAUCACGAGACAUUGUCGUUCAGCGAAGAAGCAAUAUCAUGCAUCGUGUAAACGAGACACAUCGUUUGUACGAUGCGUUACAAUAUCCAAUCAUUUAUUGGCAAGGGCAAGACGGAUACGACAUCACGUUGAAGAUGGUCGAUCCAAUUACAGGAGUAUCAACGAAUAAUAAAAAUCUAAGCGCAAUGAAUUACUAUGCGUAUCGUAUGAUGAUUCGUACACAUGAGGAGAAUGUCAUUCUGAAGUGCGGUCGGCUAUUCCAGCAAUUCGCUGUCGACAUGUAUGUCAAAGUCGAGACCGAACGUUUAGCGUUCAUCAGAUUCAAUCAGCCAAAGCUACGAUCUGAGGACUAUAUACACUUGCGUGAUGCUAUUCAUUCAGAUGGUGAUGUUCAGAAUAUUGGACGACUGACGGUUCUCCCAUCAACUUAUAUCGGAAGCCCACGCCACAUGCACGAAUACGCUCAAGACGCUAUGACGUACGUACGAAAUUAUGGAACUCCGGAUUUAUUUAUUACGGUCACAUGCAAUCCGAAGUGGACGGAAAUUGAACGCGAGUUGGAACCGGGUCAAAAACCGCAAGAUUGCCAUGACAUAAUCGCCAGAGUAUUUCAGCAAAAACUCAUGGUUAUGAUGGAUGUGCUUACUAAGUAUCGAGUUUUUGGUGACACACGUUGUUAUAUGUACUCGGUGGAAUGGCAGAAGCGUGGACUACCGCAUGCUCAUAUCCUAAUUUGGUUGCUGAACAAAUUACAUUCAAAUGAAGUGGAUGACAUCAUAUCAGCUGAAAUUCCUGAUCCAGUCCCUGAUCCCCGUCUACACGACAUUGUGACGACACAGAUGGUGCAUGGACCGUGCGGUGCAUUAAAUCCAUUAUCGCCUUGCAUGGCUGAUGGAAAGUGCACAAAACGAUAUCCGCGACCGUUAGUUGCUGAAACAGUCACAGGGAACGAUGGAUAUCCAGUUUAUCGUCGGCGUUCAAAAGAAGAUAACGGUCGAACUAUCAAAGUUAAAGUUCAAAAUCAAGAGAUUGAGAUCGGAAAUGAAUUCAUUGUACCAUAUUGCCCGCUGCUAUCACGAAUUUUCGAAACACAUGCAAACGUUGAGAGUUGUCAUUCGGCCAAAUCAAUCAAAUAUUUGUGCAAGUACGUCACAAAAGGCAGCGACAUGGCUGUGUUUGGUAUUGCGUCGGAAAAUGUGAAUGACGCAAUCAGCAACUUCCAAAUGGGCAGAUACGUCAGUACUAAUGAAGCACUGUGGCGAUUAUUGUCAUUUCAAAUUCAUGAAAGAUAUCCCACAGUUGUACAUUUAGCAGUGCAUUUGGAAAAUGGCCAAAGAGUUUACUUCACUGAGGCUAAUGCGGCACAACGAGCUGAGAGACCACCAUCGACAACAUUGACUAGCUUCUUUGCAAUGUGUGAAGCAGAUCCAUUCGCAGCGACGCUGAUGUACGUUGAAAUGCCCAAGUAUUACACUUGGAAUCAAUUAACAAAGAAAUUCCAACGUCGCAAACAAGGAACCCCAGUUCCAGACUGGCCACAGGUGUUUUCAACUGAUGCACUAGGUCGUAUGUACACUGUUCAUCCUAGAAACGAUGAAUGUUUUUAUUUGCGACUGCUGUUAGUAAAUGUACGUGGACCGAAAUCAUUUGCGCAUUUGAAAACUGUGAAUGGCCACCAAUGCCAAACAUAUCGAGAAGCAUGUCAACUAUUGGGUUUGCUGGAGAACGAUUCUCAUUGGGAUUUAACACUUGCAGAUUCAGUUGUUUCAUCAAAUGCGUACCAAAUACGAACGCUGUUCGCAAUUAUCAUCACCACAUGUUUUCCUUCACAACCAAUUCAGUUAUGGAACAAAUACAAAGACGCCAUAUGUGAAGAUAUCUUGCAUCGCUUGCGUAUUCAAACGAAUAAUCCUGACAUCCAAAUAACCGAUGAAAUCUACAAUGAAGGAUUGAUUCUGAUUGAGGAUCAAUGCUUGACUAUUGCAAACAAGCUACUGAUUGAAGUAGGAAUGAUUGCGCCAAAUCGAUCGAUGCACGAUGCAUUCAACCAAGAAUUAAAUCGAGAGCUGCAAUACAAUGUUGAUACAUUGCAGGAAUUCGUUAGAAAUAAUGUUCCGUUGCUGAAUGAACAGCAAAAACAAGUAUACAAAACAUUAAUGCAAGCGGUGGACAAUAAUACUGGUGGUCUAUUCUUCCUGGAUGCAAGGCUUAUAAGUCGCAAGGCCAAUCGCUUAGUGUUUGCGGGAUAA
Molecule: messenger RNA, 2934 nt
Organism: Metopolophium dirhodum (rose-grain aphid)
Lineage: Eukaryota; Metazoa; Arthropoda; Insecta; Hemiptera; Aphididae
Exons: 3
Coding region: 1-2934 (977 amino acids)
Source: RefSeq, a predicted model, not a curated record